AUGGCAGACGAGCCACACAAGCAACUGCUUGACGAGCUAAACAAGCAUUUGAUACAGCCCGACGAUAAUUCAAGCCCGGGUGACAUAUCGAUGGCAAACAGCGGCGAAGGAUCUGCUGCUAGGUCGAACCCCUUUUCAUUCUCAUUUUCGAGUGCUCCGCAGAGCAACACUAUGAAUUUCGGCUUUGGCCAGCGUGGGGGUGCUACCACUUUCGGAGGGAGUUCCGCAACACUCUCCUCGGGUUUUUCCUACUCCUCCCCUCUGGCUGCAACAGCUGGAACUUCCACUACAUCCAGACAAGCGAAGAAUACCUUUCAGCCAAAGGGUUUCCAGCCGAUUCCGAAAACCGCGCAUACCUCAUAUGGAGAUCAAUUCAUAACCAACACCAGAGCGCUUGAAUUUGGAUACAGUCAAGAUGUACUGAAUACCACCACCAGUGGCUAUUUACAAUCACUCCGAGCAGGCUCGGUUGACUUCAAUGGCGAUAGCACCGACUCUGCCAAGCUUGCAGAAAUCAGAACUUGUCCUCUGUUUUCGGAACAAGUGCGUAUCGCAUUGCGUGGAGGCAUCUUGCAAGGCCUAGGAUCUGAUGAAGACCCGUUUCCACAGUUUGGUCUCCUGGGAAUACGUGAAGAGACGUACAAUUCCACUCAUAGUGACGGCCGGCAGACGUCACCCAUUGAGCAAAAUCUGGUCUUUGCUAAUAUGAAUGCGCCGUGGUCAGCGUUUAUCUGCGGCUCACAGGGGGCUGGCAAGAGUCACACUCUCUCAUGUAUGUUGGAGAAUUCGCUCCUCACCACGUCCACAGCUGGCGCCAACCCCAGACCUCUGGCAGGAUUGGUGUUUCACUUCGAUCAUUUCACUGGUCCAGACAGUACACAGGUGUGCGAAGCAGCGUAUCUGUGUUCGUCUGGUGUUCCUGUCCGUGUGUUGGUCUCGCCAACUAAUUACCACAUGAUGAAGAAAUUAUACCACAACUUGCCCGGCUUGCCUUCCAAUUCUCCAAAACCAGAGGUCAUUCCGCUCCGGUUUAGUGAGCAACAACUCAACGUGACGAGAAUGAUGACUCUCAUGGCUGUUAGGGAGGAUACACAGCCACCUCUUUACCUUGAAGUGGUCUACAAGGUGCUUCGCGACAUGUCCAUGGAAAUGAAAGGCGCAGGUGGUCUGGACUAUGGCGAGUUCAAAUCACGGCUGAGCAGCCAAGGAUUCUCAGAGGCUCAAAGCGGGCCACUUCGCUUGCGAUUACAGCUACUCGAAGAAUACCUUGCUGCCAGAGAGCAGACAAUUCGCUCAAAGGCUGUACUCGACAGCAUGUUCAAGUCCACGCAAGGCAGUCUUACGAUCGUCGACCUUAGCGGUCCCUUCGUCAACGAGAAUGAUGCUUGCGCCCUCUUCAACAUCUGCUUGUCUAUCUUUAUGGAGAAUCGAGGCGAAUGUGGCCGGAUCAUCGCGCUGGAUGAGGCACACAAAUUCCUGACCAAGACCGGAGAAGCCGAAAAGUUGACGGAGCAGCUCGUUUCACUCAUCCGUCAGCAACGCCAUCUGGCCACCCGUGUCAUCAUCGCGACCCAAGAGCCUACUCUUUCUCCCACCCUGCUAGACCUUUGCAACGUGUCCAUCGUCCAUCGCUUCAACUCGCCAGCUUGGUACAAAGUGCUUCGGGAUCAUCUUGCAGGGGCAUGUUUGAACUUUCGGUCCGAUGGAGAGGAAUUGUUCGCGACCAUUGUCGGCUUACAACCCGGACACGCUUUGAUAUUUUGUCCUUCGGCCUUGCUGGAUGUCGCAGGUGGGAAUGUGGCAACUUUGAAGAAUUCUUUUUUCAGAAUCAGAAUCCGUGCACGCAUCACUGUCGAUGGCGGCCGGAGUAUCAUGGCGUCUGACGACACAAAAGUCGUUCAGAUGCAAGAUAGCACUGCUGAAGAACUAGUGCGCCCCUUCUCGCUGCCGGCACCAGUACCGGCCAUCUCGUUGCAGGCUCUAAAAGUCCACGGCCACGGAACUAUCCAAGCUACUUCCAAAACCCUUGUUGGAGCGAGAUCAUUCCCACGACCUGCGCCUGCCGCCGCCAACUCGACCACUCCCUCAACGUCGUCCACGGCAGGUCAAAACAAGCCGCCGACAGAGCCCAGAGCUCUCAAAAGAAGUGACAACUCCCCUGCUAUGGUGAAGAAGUCCGCACCCCCUGACUCCGCCUCCGAGCGCGCUCGGGCAACUGCGUUUCUCGAAGAGGCGACUACGAAAUGUCUGCUUGCAAAACCCCGAGAGCUCUGUUACAGCACGGUACAUGAGGAGGCCUCGCGGGCGUCUGGCUGGCCCAAAGAGCGCCUUUCGGGGAAAUGGGCCAACAAUAUCAUACGUGACCAGAUGACGAAACAUACCAAGGCAUAUGGUACCACACCGCCAAUGAUGUUCGCUUAG
Molecule: messenger RNA, 2421 nt
Organism: Exophiala dermatitidis NIH/UT8656
Lineage: Eukaryota; Fungi; Ascomycota; Eurotiomycetes; Chaetothyriales; Herpotrichiellaceae
Exons: 3
Coding region: 1-2421 (806 amino acids)
Source: RefSeq, a predicted model, not a curated record